Molecule: messenger RNA, 561 nt
Organism: Porites lobata
Lineage: Eukaryota; Metazoa; Cnidaria; Anthozoa; Scleractinia; Poritidae
Source: the annotation of a GenBank genome assembly
AUGACCUAUUUUCCGGUAUAUAUCUACUGGGACACCUUUACUUAUUGCAGAGAGCACAUCCUGAAGAGAUUUAAGACCAGAAACUUUGAAGAGGCCUUCAGGACCUUCUACCAGGGCUUUCUCUAUCCAGUCAGCAUUAUACUCAGUUAUGCGUGGUCCUUUGAGCGAGACCGCUAAGACUGUAAUUUCGAGAUCUGUGAUGACCUCUCGGAAUAUAACAAAGGGUUUCCAAAUGGCCAUACCAUUGGACCAGAACAUGUAGUGACUAUUUUGUCCGAGCCUCAAACAGCUUUCCAUGGACAUCCUGGAAAUAAUUUCCUAACUCCAAAAAUUCUAGCAAGUUACUGCUUGUCACAUAAAGCGGCGGGAAAUAAGUUAAACAUAUGCUCAAAUAUUUCCGUGUCACUGAGCACUAAUUUGGCCCUUUUUAAGCAUGAUCUACAGGGACUCAACGUUCGGGGUCUAGUUCAAGAACCAUAUAUUGACGACAAUUUAAAUACAUGUUUGCGGGUUCUGGAACGUUAUUACAACCAAGUUGGGCUUGAGAUCAAACAAGGCUGA